AUGUCUUCCAACAAUGACAGUAUGAUGACCAGGUUCCUAUUUGCGAUAUUGAAGCAGAAGAACCUCAAGGAUAUUAAUUGGGACGCGGUUGCUAAAGACGAAAUUCUACCCCAACCAAUUUCCAAUGGCCAUGCCGCUCGUAUGAGAUACUCACGUUUUAAAACCGCUAUGCUAGGCAAUGAGCCCACCAGACGAAAUCGAACGGGGCAGGGGAAAGGUCGAGUCACAAAGUCGAAGAAGGAUCCGAAAGGGAAGAAGGACGAGCUUGUCAAGCUAGAAUCUGCUCUAGAAUCACUCCCAGAAUCUUCGGUUACACCAGAGCCAUCUGAUAUGCCUGCUCCCGAGAUCAAACAAGAGAGCACCCCCUACAGCUUUGAUGAUCGGUUCACUCCUCGUCUCACUCCGGGGCCAUCUGUCCCAAUUCCAGCUACUGCAGUUUCGAGCAACCAUGGCGUGAUUCAACCUCGAUUUCUUACACCGGGCAGUGAUAGCGACUUUUUCUCUCCACCUCCAACUUUCACAUCUAGCCCCGCCAGUGAGUUGGUCACUUCUCAGAAUUCAUUUAGCUUCCGCGAUUCCCCGUGCCCUGACCACUCCGACCCGAUGUGGCCGAGUGUUCCACACUAUUCCGCCUUCGGAGCAGGUUCUUCAUUUGAUGAAUUCAGAGCCAGCCCUUGCGAGCCACCCCACGUGCAUUCUCAUCCGCACAUGCUUCCGUUUCGGACGGUUGAAUGCGAUGACGAUUACGUCCAUGUGAAGCACGAAUGGGACGAGUACUCUUGA
This is a messenger RNA of Daldinia childiae, 783 nucleotides long. RefSeq lists its product as uncharacterized. The record is from RefSeq and is a predicted model, not a curated record. NCBI's taxonomy places the organism in Eukaryota, Fungi, Ascomycota, Sordariomycetes, Xylariales, Hypoxylaceae. The transcript has 2 exons. The coding region runs from base 1 to 783 and encodes 260 amino acids.